AUGUCUCUCUCGACCGAAUCGACGCGCCCGCUGCUGCUUCCGCAGAACCGACGAUUGCGGCAUGUUCAGGGGAUAUACUUGCGAAACUUGAGCUUUGCUCGCGCACAGGGAAAAACUACCGACGACUUGGAACUGAACAAAGACUCGUCUGGAAAGCUUGACGAAAUCAAGAGGACCGCUCACCUUCACCAUGCCGCGUCCACCGAGUCUUUACGACAGAGACCCGGGAAAGCUCGACGCCGUAGCACCACAUUCGCGAGCAAGAGUCCAAUCACGCGGCAGAAACAACUGGAGCUCGCUGUCGAAAGUAGAGCUGCAGAUGUGUUUUUCUCGUUGCACGUUGCAGAUGAAGAUGAGCCAGUGUAUAUAAGCGAGGCCGGAGAACGUUCUAUGAAUUUCGAUUUCCGCUUCUUCGAUCUCUCACAAGCCGAUCCGUUCAUCUCGCGCUCUUCGCAGCUGGUGGUUAAAAUUUGGGCAAAGCGCCUGCAGGAAUGGAGCUUCCUACUGGAAGAGACAGUAGACCUACGACACCUCAACUUCCUUGGUACCCUGCGCAAUCAACAUUUUCCGCCCAAUUGCAUUGUGUUCCACCUCAUUGAUGGCGUUUAUACUCUUGACCUACCGGGCAAGUUUGUGGGUCCUAGACGCGCCCCGAUCCUACCUACUUCAUCGUACAAUGCGCUCAUGAAGCUCUCCAAUCUUGAUGCCUCGAUCCAAGAUGCCAUCGCAACACGCGACAGCAUCACUGACCAAAUCAACAAGAUACUCGAGCGAGCACCCACUAACACGGUACCACAAGCUGAACAAAAUGCCAUUUUGGCCAAGAAGUAUGUCUCAGCGCAGCAACGCGCCGUCAAGGCUGCUGAAGCACAUCGCGAUCAACUGAAGCUCUCCAUCGCAGCUCGACGUGCUGCCAUAGCUGAAGGGCGUGAAGCACAGAAAAGGGCAGCUGAAGAUGUCGAGCACGCCUCAAACAGGCUCCCUGCCUCUCGAGAGGCCGUGGCCAGUAUACGCGACCAGAUUCGGGGCCAACGGCGGCGAAUAUGCGAAGAUCUCGAGCGAAUAUUUCCUAUCACGCCGUCUCCCACGGGCGUCGUACUAUCUUUCCAAAUAUGCGGUAUCACUCUGCCGAAUAUCGACUAUGAUCCGACAGCGGGACGCGCUGUCGAGGAUGCGUUGUCGGCUGGAUUGGGAUACGUGGCGCAACUGACAAAUGCCCUGCAAUACUAUCUCGGUGUCCCUCUUCCAUACACAAUCACAACGUUUGGGAGUCGCAGUAGCAUCAGAGACGACAUAUCGCAAAUCCCCGAUACCCAGCGGACGUUCCCCCUGUUCUUACGCGGUGGCGCAACAGCGCAGUACCGGUUUGAUUAUGGGUGGUUCUUGUUGAACAAGGACAUUGAAGCACUCUGUGCGUCUGCGGGUCUGAAAGUGGUUGAUAUACGUCAUACCCUUCCGAACCUGAAGUAUCUGCUUUACGUUUGCAGCGCAGGCACCGAUGAAUUGCCGGAGCGCAAGCGAGGUGGUGUCCGUGGUCUCUGGGCUGGGAAGUUGAAGAGCCGUGUAGGCAGCUCAAUCACGGGCAUUGACGACGGGGCGAGCAGUACUGGAGGCAGCCGCAGAGGCAGUGCCGAUAGCGAGGUAUUAUCACGGCAAAGAGAUGAGUUGCGGCGAGCCAUUGGCGCCAAGUCUAACGGUGAUGGCAACCACGGUGCUACUUCUGUGCCUAGUCCCAAGCUGCCCUUCCAAGAUGGCAAGACGCUCUCGUUACGAACCAAAGGUCUCCGAGAGAAUAUCUUUAACUAG
This is a messenger RNA of Pseudomassariella vexata, 1806 nucleotides long. Its product is annotated as UV radiation resistance protein and autophagy-related subunit 14-domain-containing protein. Gene Ontology annotation, biological process: SNARE complex assembly. The record is from RefSeq and is a predicted model, not a curated record. Bases 1 to 1806 code for a protein of 601 amino acids. Gene Ontology annotation, cellular component: lytic vacuole; endosome. The transcript has 2 exons. NCBI's taxonomy places the organism in Eukaryota, Fungi, Ascomycota, Sordariomycetes, Amphisphaeriales, Pseudomassariaceae. Gene Ontology annotation, molecular function: SNARE binding.